ACAAAGUUUUCUUCUCCGGUGGUCUCACGGCCCUCACCCGAAUUCCGAACGAAACGCAUUCGACGAAUGUGGCGGAUAGUUGGUUAAUUUCCUUGCAUUUAGCAGAAUUUGAAUUUCGAAAUUCUAAACGGUCAUUUCCUCCGAUGGUUUGCUUUGCUUACGUCUCUCCAUCUUUCUCUCUACAUAUAAUCCCUCCAUCUUCCCCUCCCUUUCUCACUGCUCUCAUCUCAGUUUCUUCUUUGCACUAGCGUCUGUAUCACCUAUUCUCGUCCUUUCGCUUACGAGGUUUCUCAAUUUCUUUCCAUUCUACUAUGGAUUUCCAUACCCUUUCAAGGAAGGAGCUCCAAACCCUCUGCAAGAAGAACAGAAUACCGGCCAACAUGACCAACGUGGACAUGGCCGAUGCUCUGAAUGCUCUCAUUAAUGUGGAGGGAAUCGAAGAGAUUAGGAAUCCAACAACUGCGUCCGAAGACCUACAACCUGUUGGUGAAACGCCACGGAAGACAGAGACCCGAUCUCCGGAUCUCCCCAAAACCUGCCGCAGAACCUCAACUCGCCGGAAACAACCCGUUAAAGAUCAGGUCGUUCUGAUCGAGAAUGAACUCCCAAGUUCUCUUCCUCUUACUCGGACUCUCCGGGGGACAAGAAGAAGAAUCAUCCAAGAGGAGGAACAACAAAAGGAAGAAGAUUCCAAGAUAUUGGUCGAGAAACCAGGUGAAGGUAAUAUAACAGAAAUACUGGCGACACCCAUUAACCAAUGUUCCCGGAGAAGAACUAUGGCGGCUUCAACUCAUCAGAAAGUAGCUACCCACGUCGAGGAGGACAAAGAGAAACAGAAAGAAAAUACUGCUACGCGUGUUUACGGUACGAGGCGAUCCGCGAGGUUGGCUGAAAAGAAGAUUUCUGAAUCGGUUCAGACGAAGGGGAGAGGGAAAACAGAAGCCAUUAAGAUUGCCGAGUUGUCUGAAGAAGAGACUGAAGAUAUGGAGAAAAAAACAAAUAAGGCACCCGAGGAAUCAUCUGAUGCUUUUGAGACCGUCUUGUCCAAUGUGAAGAAAAAUACUGCUACGCGUGUUUACGGUACGAGACAAUCCGCGAGGUUGGCUGAAAAGAAGUCUGAAUCGGUUCAGAAGAAAGGAAGAGGGAAAACAGAAGCCAUUAAGUUUGCCGAGUUGUCUGAAGAAGAGACUGAAGAUUUGGAGAAGAAAGAAAAUAAGGCACCCGAGGACUCAUCUGUUGUUUCUGAAACUGUCUUGCCCAAGGAGCCGUCCAAAUCGGUAAGUACUAAUGUAAAAGAUGAUAAGAAACAAGUCAAAAAGAAACAGAAGGAAAAUACUGCUACGCGUGUUUACAGUAUGAGGCGAUCCGCGAGGUUGGCUGAAAAAAAGAUGUCUGAAUCGGUUCAGAAGAAAGGAAGAGGGAAACCAGAAGCCAUUAAGAUUGCCGAUUUGUCUGAGGAAGAGACUGAAGAUUUGGAGAAGAAAGAAAACAAGGCAUCCGAAGAAUCAUCUGAUGUUUCUGAAACUGUCUUGCCCAAUGAACCGCCUAAAUCGAUCAGUGAUGUAAAUGAUGAAGUACAGCAAAACAGAGAAACUGUUGCUGAUAUUGUUCUUAUUGGUAUUGAGCCUGUGUCGGAUGAGGUUCCAGUUAAUGAGGAAACUGAUGCUGAAGAUUCUAAUGGAGACAAGCAGCCUGAAGAUAGUACAGAUGAUGCCCGUCAAAAACAUGUCGAAGACCCAAAUUUCGAAGAAAACCUGGAAAACAGAGAUUCUGAGGUGAGUGCAUGGGAAGACCAUCAGAGCAAGACUUGCCAUUUGGCAUCGAGAGAAGCUGCCAAAGAUGAGUUUGAUGGUAAGAGAUGCAAUAAGAUUAAAUCCCGAUUUGAAGAAUCUUCCUUGAUCCCAGAAUUAGGGAAUUUCGAAUCCAUGGAGAUUGCAAUACAUGAAUACAUGAGCAGUUUGGAGAAUGAAAAUUGCAGUGCAGAAGCAAAUCAUGAAGACCCAACCGAGAAAACUGUUGAAAUUUCUCAGGGGGAGCUGAUAAAUUCCACCCACCAGUUUUUGGCAAAGGUUGGAAUCCACAUGCAAUUGAAAGUCGAAGAUGCCGUCCCUGAUCAAUUGCAGAAAUGUGAUCCUGUCAAGGAGGACUCAAACUCCACGGAACUAUUUCCUGAACAACCGGAGAACUGUGAUCCAUUUUUGGAGUCAAGUUCUGACAGUUGUUCCAUAAGAGAUGAUGUUCCUGAAGAUAUACAAUUGAAAGUUGAGAAUACUGUUGCUGAUCAACCUGAGAUGGACGUUCCUAAGGCAGAGAAUACUGCUGACCAUGAGGUUCCUAAGGCAGAGAAAGAGAAGUAUUGGCCAGCUUCAGAUACAGUGGCUGACCAUGAGGUUCCUAAGGCAGAGAAAGAGAAGUAUUGGCCAGCUUCAGAUACAGUGGCUGAGGAGUCUGCUGUUACGAUUGAUGAGAUUUCAGCAACCAAGGAAUGCAUCCCAUGUUUGGUUGAGGCUCCAACGUCCCAUGAGAUUUCAGCCACUGAUCAAACUCUGACCAAUGUUCUAGCAGGCUUAAGCCUUGGAGCACCUGGAUCAGACUCCAAGCAUCAUUUACCACUUCAGAUUCAAGUGACACCGAGGAAGUCAUCCAGCAAAAAGCAAACACCAAUUCGAAAGGCAAUCCGGGUCUUGAAGGAUGACAAGGAGAACAUUGACAAUAGCGCCAGGAAACUGGAGUCGGGUAGUGGACUGAAAAGUGCCAAGUUGUUGACUCUCGUUGCAGAAGAGAAGGAGAACAAUAUCAAACUGAAGGACACUGCACAGAAGGCAUUCAGUAGCAUGGGUCUAGGAAAGCUGAGGAAGACUCAAAAGGGGAAAUUGCAGAGCAACAAUGAUAAGGUGAGGCAACUCUUCUUAAAAGGAACAAGAGCAGCAACAGCAGCAGCUUGAAAAGACAAGAACAGCUCUACAGACUCUGGAGAACCGGUUGAUGUUGGGAGAUACAGAAAACUGACUCAAGAUACUUGCUAUUGGUGCUGGUGUGGUUGUCAUGGCAGUCAUAGUUAUGGGGUUAAAACCUUGGUUUACCCCUUAGAUUUUUUUUUUCUUGGUAGUAAUAUUUUGAUGGGACUUGUCAUGGUUAAGAGUUGCAUUUUUUUCUCUUGCUUUCCUUUUCGAGUGUUAUUAGCGUUUAGGAACAAUGAAAGGGGAUAUUUCUGAAGUGAGAUAGGAUGGUGCUUUAUUACAGGAUAGUGAAUUGAAUUGAAUGAUUUAAAUAAAAUCUCAAAUGAGAAAAAUUCUAAGCAGUAAGGAAGCACUUUUCUCAUGGUGUCAGCAGGGAAAGUAACCCCAUUGAAUUCUAUAUGUUUAGUCUUGCUCCAAAACAGUAGAAGUGUA
Molecule: messenger RNA, 3392 nt
Organism: Nelumbo nucifera (sacred lotus)
Lineage: Eukaryota; Viridiplantae; Streptophyta; Magnoliopsida; Proteales; Nelumbonaceae
Source: RefSeq, a predicted model, not a curated record